AUGAAGUUGAUCAUCUUAGCUGUUUUGUUGGCCAUGUUGGGAAUUUCAAUGUCACAGGUCUGUAACUAUGACUGUACACAAAGUGGAAUUGAUUACCUUUGCGGAAAAACUGUGCGGAACGGUAGGGAGAUUCGAUGCACCUACAAAAAUCCCUGCGAAAUGGAUCAGCAUGCGUGCCAAAAACGCGAAGAGUGGAAAAAAGACACGACAGGUCGAUGCACACGCGAUUCGGAUGAAUGCAGACGGUAG
Molecule: messenger RNA, 249 nt
Organism: Drosophila rhopaloa
Lineage: Eukaryota; Metazoa; Arthropoda; Insecta; Diptera; Drosophilidae
Exons: 2
Coding region: 1-249 (82 amino acids)
Molecular function (GO): protein binding
Source: RefSeq, a predicted model, not a curated record